Messenger RNA from Raphanus sativus (radish), 1056 nucleotides. RefSeq names its product peroxisome biogenesis protein 19-2. The record is from RefSeq and is a predicted model, not a curated record. Gene Ontology annotation, cellular component: peroxisomal membrane; peroxisome. The transcript is spliced from 5 exons. The coding region runs from base 153 to 905 and encodes 250 amino acids. NCBI's taxonomy places the organism in Eukaryota, Viridiplantae, Streptophyta, Magnoliopsida, Brassicales, Brassicaceae. Gene Ontology annotation, biological process: protein import into peroxisome membrane.
CAGCCGUUGGAUUGAAUGAUUUGAGUUCACCUGUGACGUAUCGAGAUAAUCAAAAGAACACCACCGCCCUUUCUCUCCUCUUGCGAGAUAUUUCUCUCUUACACAUCUGAGUGCUUUGAACCACCACAGUGAGAGGACGUUCCCAGAAAAAAAUGGCCCACGACACUCACACCGAUGACUUAGACGAGCUUCUCGACAGCGCCUUGGAUGAUUUCAAGGAUCUCAAUCUUACACAAAAAAGUGAAGAGGUGAAGAAAGAAGAUGGUGGAAAAGAAGAGAUGGAGUCGUCAUCAUUGCCUAGUGGGGUUCAAGGCCUUGGAAUGGGUUUACCAGACAUGAGGACCAAGAAGAAAGGAAAGAACAAGGUUGCCAAAGAGGACCAUGUUACCGAGGCUCUUGAUAAACUCAGGGAACAAACUAGAGAAACCGUUAAAGGCCUCGAGUCCUUGUCUUCCAAGCAGCUGCAGCCUCCUGGUUCUUCUUCUGAUGAUGCUAUGGUUGAAGAUUGGAUCAAACAAUUCGAGGAUCUUACUGGAUCUCAGGAUUUGGAGUCGAUAGUGGACACGAUGAUGCAACAGCUGUUGUCCAAGGAUAUUCUCCACGAACCAAUGAAAGAGAUCGGGGCGAGAUACCCGAAAUGGCUGGAAGAGCAUGAAAGCAGUCUAAGCAAAGAAGAUUUCGAACGUUAUUCACGCCAGUAUGAACUGAUCAAAGAGCUCAACUCGGUGUACGAGGACGAACCAAACAAUUCGACCAAGAUUAUGGAGAUUAUGCAGAAGAUGCAAGAGUGUGGACAACCGCCGAGCGAUAUUGUGCAAGAGAUGGAUCCUGGCUUUGAUUUCGCUAGUCUAGGACAAAUGUCCCCGGAUAUGCUUGAGUCUUCACCAAAUUGUCGUGUGAUGUGACGGUUGAAACAGGUGUGGUGGCCUCGUCAAGCCAUUUGAUACCAUGUUUUUUUUUCUCUGUUCUGUUUUGCGUUGUGCAAUGCAAAGCUUGUGUUUAGGUGUUUAAUUAACUUAAUACUUUAGUUAUUUUAUAUUUUGAUCAGUUCAGGUU